Pseudomassariella vexata is the source of this 945-nucleotide messenger RNA. Its product is annotated as regulator of volume decrease after cellular swelling-domain-containing protein. Lineage: Eukaryota; Fungi; Ascomycota; Sordariomycetes; Amphisphaeriales; Pseudomassariaceae. The record is from RefSeq and is a predicted model, not a curated record. Gene Ontology annotation, biological process: mRNA cis splicing, via spliceosome. Gene Ontology annotation, cellular component: cytosol; spliceosomal complex. Bases 1 to 945 code for a protein of 314 amino acids. The transcript is spliced from 2 exons.
AUGUUGCCCUCGGUCAUUAACAGCUGUCCGUCAGCAGAUGACGACUUUGAACAGCUGGCUGAGUACCAAGAACAGACGCCCGAAACCUUCUUUGAUGGAAAGCCCGUCCUGUACUUUCAUGACACAAGGAUCAAGGCUUGGUGUCCUGCAGAGCAAUAUGACCAGUUGCAUUUCUUCUCCCAAAACACGGCUUCUUCUCGAAACCAGCCGAGCCCACCUGAAUCUGCUGCACUCGAGAACGAUGGAGGAAAGCACAUACGCGAGGAACGAGUUGAGGUCUUCGUUGGGUCCAGCAAAUUGAUCAUCUUCUCUCACAACAGCGGCACAGGCCUUGAGAUCCCCUACCCCUCCAUUACUCUGCACGCCAUCAAGAACUUCAGGCACCUAGAGCACCCAGACGAUGCCUCCCACAAGUUCCUCGGCGUAUAUUUGCAGCUCGAGUUCUCCGGCGAUGGUGGCGAUGACGACGAUAGCUUCGAUCCCAUCGAACUUACCCUCGUCCCGUCGCAAGCAGCUUCCGAAGGGUCCACCAACAUUGACCCUUUGAACCCGGAGCGCACCUCGGCGCUAUACAAUCAAAUCUCGGCCUGCUCGAAUCUGAAUCCGGAUCCCGCCAACGAAGAGGAUGACGAGGACGCUUAUAUGCAGGACCGCAUUAUCUUUGAGGGUGAGGCAUUGGAGGGACUUCCGGGUGCGUUCCGCGGGGAUGAUAGUGGGGGUUUGCCGCCGCCUAUGCCGGGGAGCUCUGGGUGGAUCACGGCUGAGAACGUGCAUCAGUACUUCGAUGCUGAGGGGAACUGGAUCGGUCAGGGAGAGAACAGUGUCAGCGGUGAGCUAGGCGAGGGAGCUGGGCGGGUGAGAGCACGGGACGAGGUUGAGGAAGACGGGGUCAAUGGCCAUGAAGAUGAUGAGAAUGCUGAGGCUAAGCGCCCGCGCACUGAUUGA